Hylaeus anthracinus is the source of this 1253-nucleotide messenger RNA. RefSeq names its product zinc finger protein 420-like (gene Prdm13). The coding region runs from base 231 to 1253 and encodes 340 amino acids. NCBI's taxonomy places the organism in Eukaryota, Metazoa, Arthropoda, Insecta, Hymenoptera, Colletidae. The transcript is spliced from 3 exons. Gene Ontology annotation, cellular component: nucleus. The record is from RefSeq and is a predicted model, not a curated record.
UUUGCGUGACCAGAUCGAAAUCCUCUUAUAGGGUUCUUCUUCGAUAGACGUAAAGGGAAAUUUAGCUGUAAUUUUUGUUCAAUUUUCUAAUAAAUUUCGUCUUUCUGGCACAGGUGGAAGUAGCGGAUGCGGACGGUCGUCUAUACUGCGUGGACGGUCUCGUAAGCACCGCCAACUGGCUAAAGAUCGUCACCCUCGCGAAGGACUGUCAAAGUUGCAACGUUCUGCUGAUGUCCACCGAAAACGGAGUGAUACUGAAGACCGUAAGAUGCAUAUCCCCGGGCGAACCUCUGCUCAUGUGGUUCACCGAGGACAUUCUUGCCAUGCUGAACAUGCCUUUCCUGACGCCAUCCAACAUUCAAGGACAGAACCGGUACAUGUGCCACUUGUGCAACAACCUCUUCGAGUACCCCAACCCUCUGAAGAUCCACCUAGCUUUGAAGUGCAAUCGACUGGACGCCAAUCACCUCUGGUCCACGUUGGCGAAAGAGUUCAACGUGUCGUCGAGAUCCAAAUUAUCCUUCAACUUGUUUCCGCAAUCGACGUUCCGAUUCGAGCUAUCCAGAUCUCCGCAGACGUCUCCCAACUCUAGAAUAUCCCCAAUCCUGGUGGAAUCUAUGGACUCGACGAUUUCCAUCACGACCACCUCCUCAAGAUCGUCGAAUCAACCUUCUCCGUCGCCUUCCAACGAAACCUCGCCCAAUUCCUCCACCGCGCAAGUUUCGCCCACCUCGUCGACGCAAGUGUCUCCCGCGAGGAAGGACCUGGCCUACAGACAAUCCGCUUUCAAACCCUACAUGAACCAAACGAACGUGUUCGCCAGCGUUUGCCCUCCCGUUAGAGAGGGACCCGUCAUGGCGCCCUUUAACGUCCAAACGACCGCGCCAACCAUCAAUACGGACGCCCACGCCGCCCAGAUGGAGACGAUAGUCAGCAAUCUUGGGAAAUCGAAGCAGGGGAACCAGUGCAUCUACUGCGGGAAAAUCUACUCCAGAAAGUAUGGCUUGAAGAUCCACAUCAGGACUCACACCGGCUACAAACCACUAAAAUGCAAAUACUGUCUACGACCUUUCGGCGAUCCGAGCAACUUGAACAAACACGUACGACUGCAUGCCGACGGGGACACGCCUUACAGAUGCGAGCUGUGCGGAAAGGUUUUGGUCAGAAGAAGGGACCUAGAGAGACACAUAAAGUCGAGACAUCAAAACAUUGAUCAAAGUUCCGACACGUCGUCAGAUGGGAACGAAGUUUGA